AAAAUGGCGGCGCGGUCGUCGUCGGGGGCGGCGGCGGCGGUCGAGGGGGCGGCGGCGGCGACGACGGCGGCGCGGGGCCUGGGCCGGGGGCAAUGAGGCUGUCCCGCCGCGGAGCCGUAUAGCCGACCCGCAGACCCUCCUCGCCGCGCUCCUCCCGCCGGAGCCUGGGGCGCGCGCGCGCGUGCGCGGCCGUCCGCAGCAGGCUCGCCCGCCCGCUCGCUCGCCCGCCCGCCCUCGACUCCGAGGCCCCGCACCGCACCCCCCACCCCAUCCCGGGCCCGGAGGAUGAUGAAGCUCAAGUCGAACCAGACCCGCACCUACGACGGCGACGGCUACAAGAAGCGGGCCGCGUGCCUGUGCUUCCGCAACGAGAGCGAGGAGGAGGUGCUGCUCGUGAGCAGUAGUCGCCAUCCUGACCGAUGGAUUGUCCCUGGAGGAGGCAUGGAGCCUGAGGAGGAGCCAAGCGUGGCAGCUGUCCGGGAAGUGUGUGAGGAGGCUGGAGUGAAAGGGACGCUGGGAAGACUCGUUGGAAUUUUUGAGAACCAGGAGAGGAAGCACAGGACGUAUGUGUACGUGCUCAUCGUCACGGAGGUGCUGGAAGACUGGGAGGACUCAGUGAACAUUGGAAGGAAGAGAGAGUGGUUUAAGAUAGAAGACGCCAUAAAGGUGCUGCAGUAUCACAAGCCGGUGCAGGCGUCGUACUUUGAGGCGUUGAGGCAAGGCUACUCUGCCAACAAUGGCACCCCUGUGGUGCCCACCACCUACUCCAGCUCCAGCAUCAGAUGACUGCAGACUCUGUAAGAGCCGGAGGGUGGAAAGCAGACUGAAGCGUGGCUCUCCUCACCACCCCUCACCUCACGGCCUUUUCUCACCCAGGCAUGGCGGGCAGUAGAGAGGGUGCACUGAGGUGCUGCUGCAGGCUGUGAUGUGAGGCGGGUGGGUGUGGCAUGGUGGGAACUCUUUUCUCUUCCUGAGGGUGGGGCUGGGUAUAACUCAUGAGCACUUUCCUGCAUGCCCUGUUCCUCCCACUCACAUGCCCUGAGAGAGGGCAUCUCCCUCUCCUCCUCGGGUUCUGAAGCGUUCCCAUUGUCUCAGCCCAGCCUGGCCAGGUAUUUUCUCUGAUUUUUUGUUUUUUCAUUAAAAGACACCCAUGUGCGAUGAAACUUUCUAAAACUCUGUCCUGUAAUGUGCUGUUGAGUCCCGUAGGUUGGCCACGCUCCCUCAGGACGCAUCUGUCUACACAUUGUGUACUGACGUAUGGCGUGUAAAUAUGCAGCUUAGAAAGAGGAUCUUAACUGUUCAGUUUUUCAAAGUUUUGGGGUUUUUUUUUUUCCUUUUUUUUUUUCCCUAGAUAUUUCUAGUCUGAAGCCCCUCUUCACGUUUGUUUAAUGCUAGUAACUUGGCGGGCUUCCCUGUCCCCUGUUCCCAGCCAUGUCAAACCUAGCCACCUUCCUCGCUCCUGGGACCCUGGCCUUCUCUAGGCCGCUCCCCUGCCAAGGAAAACAGAAGGGAACCUGUUUUCCUUUCUGUUACAAAGCCUGGACAAAGCCUGGACAAACAGUGAUAGGAACUGAGUUCCUCCCAGUAGGCUCACACUAGGCUUGAAACAGGACACUCUCACUGUCACAGAAACUGGACCAUCAGGCACCGAGUGUCCUGCUGGCUGGAAAGUCUGUCCAUAAUGCUAUUUAUUGCUGACAUGGCCUCUCUUAUCCUUGUAUGCCUUACACCACGCUGACCUGGCUAUGGCCCUACGCUCUGCAGCCAUCCUGCAUAGUCCUGUCCCCAUGCUGAGAGGCCCCACCAAGGUCCUGAGAAAUACAUGGGGAACAGUGUGAACAUGUAUGUGCCAAGGGUUGACCAAGAGCACGCUUGGAACAUUAGCUUUCUGUCCACCCGGUCGGUGUGAGAGGUCAUCAGGGAGAGGGGCCCACCGGUGACCCUCUGGUUCCCCGAGGACUCUGGUUGGUAUUUUAUGAAGGUUUUGUGCUGAACUCCCCUGCCAGUUGUGGUGGUUAGUAAAAGGAAGUAAAGGGUCCUGGGAAGGGUAAGGAGGGCGAGAGGGAGGCAUGGCCUGGCUCAUCGUGGGAGCUCCGGACUCUGUGGCAUUGCCUGUGUUGAAACGUAGCCAAGAUGUGAAAUUAAAAUAGUACUUCUCUUUAUUUAAAAACUAAUAAAUACUCAAACUUUGAAAA
Molecule: messenger RNA, 2195 nt
Organism: Mastomys coucha (southern multimammate mouse)
Lineage: Eukaryota; Metazoa; Chordata; Mammalia; Rodentia; Muridae
Product: diphosphoinositol polyphosphate phosphohydrolase 1
Exons: 5
Coding region: 286-786 (166 amino acids)
Biological process (GO): diadenosine hexaphosphate catabolic process; adenosine 5'-(hexahydrogen pentaphosphate) catabolic process; diadenosine pentaphosphate catabolic process
Cellular component (GO): nucleus; cytoplasm
Molecular function (GO): endopolyphosphatase activity; bis(5'-adenosyl)-hexaphosphatase activity; bis(5'-adenosyl)-pentaphosphatase activity
Source: RefSeq, a predicted model, not a curated record